AUGCCACGCCGUCAAGCGGAUGGAGAUGAAGACGAGGACUACACGCCCCAUUCUAAAAGGCAGAAGUCUCUACCUCACAGAGCCAGUCAAGAAGAGCCAUCGGCUACCAACCCCCAGUGUUCUGAAUCACGGUUUGAUUUCGAACUUGACGCAGCUUACACUGCGGCUAGUUAUCGCCCCAACCCGCGCAGAUCAGCGACAGUUGCCUACGAUCGCAUUAGCCAGACCAAUCGCACCCCACGACAACCUCGCCGCGUUGAGCAGCAAGAGGAACUUGCUCAGCGUCAGCAAAGUGAACCCCGUCGCAAAAUACAACAGAACCAAUGUGUCGACGAACUACAACCCUCUCCCAAUCACGUUACAAGUGAAGUCAGUCGCGUUUCACGUCACCUACACUUCACUGGACCGCAGCAGCAGCAGCAGCAGCAGCAUUAUCGUCAUGUCCCGCAGAGCCAAACCUCCAGCAACGUUCCCGUCAAACCUUCCCCUCUGAGCAACAUGUCUUUACUCAGGGAUUUCGAACAUCUGCCGACUGAGCUCACUGCCGCGUCUGGUCGACCCGUUCGCGGCGCAAUGGCGAGGGCUCUGGACCGUAUGAGCAACCAGAAUCAGGCCGGCAGUUCAACCGCUGUCCAUCUCGUUGGGGAGGACUUCCGAUCCGAUUCACGACCAGCGAAAUCCCCCAUCUCCCGCGAGCAACAGCGCAAACAGAACCUGAUCAUGGUUCUUUACCGAAGCAUCUUCGACUCCAAGCUGAAAGAAUUCCCCUCCCUCAUGACCUUCCAUCCCAUUCCCGACACCUGGCAAGAACCCUCACCCCGCGCUAGUUCCGCCCCUCCUCCUCAGUCCUUCAACAACAACAUCCCCCAACGCGCCGAUUUCGACGCCUUCCACCAGCACAGUCUCAACUCGAUCUUGCGCAUGAAAACCCCCUAUGGCGGCCCUGCGGUCCCAAUCCCGCCCCUGGGCUACGAAAGCUAUUCCUUCCAAAACUACCCCUCCACCCACAAGACCAAUGAAUAUCACUCGACAGCAGCAGACGUCUUUGGCCAGGCCGUCCCCUCGCUGCGCACCACGCCCAAAUACCACCCGACAAACGACAUGACGCCCGAGGAAAUCCAGCGCUACCACAACGAUCGGCGGCUGUUCGUUAAGAUGAAGGCUGCCUGGGUUGAUAACGACAAGAUUCUGCGACUCCGGGAGCAAAAGGGGGAUGAGGAGGCACUCCAGACGCUCUGGAAUGUUGCCCAGGUGUUUAGAGCGAGAAACCCAGUUAAUCCGAGUGCGGAGAGUGUUAAGUGGUUUGUGGAUAAGAGGGAUGAGAUCUUGAGGCCGAGGGGACGGAGUCAGCGCCAGAGCGCCAGCGCCCCUGCUGGGGAGGGAGGCGGCGCCAGCGGCAAUGUUGAAGACCUACUUGACGCGGCGGUUGUGGCAGAGAAGAUGGAAAUAGAGCUGGAGCCAAUGGACGUGGAAGAGCUGGAGAAUGAGCUUGGGAACCAGGAGAUGCCGCAGGCUGAGAACGACAAUGAUGGUGAUGAUGAACAUGACGUUGAUGAACUAGCGCCGGCGUUCGGAAUGCUGCAGCAGCUGGAGCAGCAGCAUCAACAGCAACAAGCUUUGGUGAGCCAUAGCAUUCAUUACCAAGAUUACGAUGCCGACGUUGACACCCCGGAGACACAGAGCGAGACUGACGAGCAGGAAAGACAUGGACGCGCUCAUUCUGAGCGAACGCAAAGCAAGGGGAGGCUCGGUAUCAAUGAUCUCCUUAACUAG
Molecule: messenger RNA, 1773 nt
Organism: Neurospora crassa OR74A
Lineage: Eukaryota; Fungi; Ascomycota; Sordariomycetes; Sordariales; Sordariaceae
Exons: 1
Coding region: 1-1773 (590 amino acids)
Source: RefSeq, a predicted model, not a curated record